Messenger RNA from Guyanagaster necrorhizus, 1650 nucleotides. RefSeq names its product general amino acid permease AGP2. Gene Ontology annotation, biological process: amino acid transmembrane transport. NCBI's taxonomy places the organism in Eukaryota, Fungi, Basidiomycota, Agaricomycetes, Agaricales, Physalacriaceae. Bases 1 to 1650 code for a protein of 549 amino acids. Gene Ontology annotation, molecular function: amino acid transmembrane transporter activity. The record is from RefSeq and is a predicted model, not a curated record. Gene Ontology annotation, cellular component: membrane. The transcript is spliced from 15 exons.
AUGAGCUUCAAAGACCGCCCGGUAGACGACAAAGAAAUUGUCGAAGAGACUUUGACCUAUCACGGGUCAGAGAGCCUCUAUUCCAAUGAUCAGACCCAUCGGAAACUCAAGAGUAGACACAUUCAACUCAUUGGCAUCGGGGGAACAAUCGGAACAGCACUUUUUGUCCAGAUUGGCGAGUCACUGACCAAAGGAGGACCUGCUAGCUUGUUCCUUGCCUUUACGAUAUGGUCCACCUUUAUUCUUGCGGUCAGCAACUGUCUCUCUGAGAUGGUCACCUGGAUCCCCAUCUCUUCCCCAUUUGUGCGGUUCGCCGACCGCUUCGUAGACCCAGCCCUUGGAUUCACUGCCGCCUUCAACUUUUUCGUCUUCGAAGCAGCACUAGUCCCCUUCGAGAUCGUGGCCUUCAACGUCGUAUUGCAAUUUUGGACAGACAAAAUCCCUGUUGCUGUUGUUAUCGCCUUUGUGAUUGUGUGCUAUGCUUUUUUGAAUGUUUUCGCCGUAAAAUGGUAUGGAGAGUCCGAGUUUUGGUUAGCAUUUGGCAAGGUUCUUCUUGCCCUUGGCUUGAUAGCGUUCACGUUCAUUACCAUGGUGGGUGGUAAUCCAUUACACGACGCGUACGGAUUCCGCUACUGGAACCCGUCCAAAGUAUCAGGCGCACCAUUCGCAGAGUUCAUCCAAAAAGGCGACCUGGGCCGCUUUAUGGGCUUCCUCGCCUGCCUUAUCCAAGCAUCUUUCACUAUCGCAGGACCGGAUUAUGUUUCAAUGACCGCGGGCGAGGCAGAACUCCCGCGCAAAACCCUUCCUCGAGCAUACAAGAGCGUGUUCUACCGGCUGACCACCUUUUUUGUCCUUGGUUCCCUGUGCAUAGGAAUCGUGGUACCUUACAAUGACACGAACCUCUUGAAAGCGCUCUCUGAUGCCCGGCCGGGGGCUGGGUCUUCUCCCUAUGUCAUUGCGAUGCAGCGCAUGGGGAUCCCAAUCCUGCCCCACUUCGUCAACGCUUUAGUAAUGACGUCCAUCUUCUCAGCGGGGAACAGUUAUGUGUAUUGCGCUAGUAGGACGUUGUUUGGCUUGGCGCUCGACGGCAAGGCUUUGAGGAUCUUUGCUAGGUGCACAAAGUCUGGUGUGCCUAUCUAUUCCGUCACUUUGACGCUGGCGAUAGCUCUCUUGGCUUUUUUACAGGUCUCGACUAACUCGGCUGUGGUCCUUAACUGGUUCGUAAGCCUUGUGACAGCCUCGCAGUUGUUGAACUUUUCUUUCAUCUCGUUCACAUAUAUACGGUUUUACAACGCGCUUAAGGCCCAAGGCAUUGAUCGCUCGACAUUGCCUCAUAAAAGUUUCUGGCAGCCUUUCUGCGCAUACUACGCACUCUUUGGUAACGUGGUCAUGGCUUUCGUUGGUGGCUAUACCGUAUUUCUCAAAGGCAGAUGGGAUGUACCUACUUUUCUCUUCUCCUAUGCAAUGAUUGGAAUCUGCCCCGUCCUGUUUGUGGCAUGGAAGGUGUAUCACCGAACACCAUGGCGGAAACCUACCGAAGUCACCUUCUUCGAGCUAGAGCGAUCCCAGAUAGACCAGUAUGAGGAGAACUUCGUAGAUGAGGCUUCCUCAAAUCGUUUCCUUCGAUUCUGGAACUGGAUCUUUUCAUGA